AUGGCCAGCUGGACUCUUGUUUUUAGCAAUGUGUUGAAUGAACACAAAGAUUCCUUUGUAGCAGCUAAAGGAAAUUCUGGCAUCAGGGCUCGCAUCCUCAAGACAAUCAAAGAUGCUAUAGGCAGCAGUGAAGCAGCCAAAGACCCUUGUGUCAUGCUUCCUGAGAAAAAUCUGCGCAAGGCUGUUCGUGCCUAUUAUUUGGACUUCCUGGAAGAUGAUGAGGAUCGCAAGGCAGAGGAAGAGAUUAUUGAGGGAGGAACUAAGGACACAUCUGCUCCAGAUGCUGUUACUGUAGAGAUGGUGAGACAGAGGGAAGAUGAUAAGCCUGAGGAUGCUGGGAAGUACAAGACAGAAUUCUCUGGUUUUGAUGUCGUCCAAAAAUUAUUUAAGGAUGAAUUUGCAGAAUAUGACAAGCAGCACAGAGAUACCUCCAACCCAAAGUCUAUGGGUCAGAGGACAAGAUUGGCCCGCAUGUGGCACCAGGCCAUGUCCCCUGAGGUGAAGAAGGAGCUUGAGCGAGUUGCAGGAAAAUGGAACCAGGAAGGACCUCCUGCAGAUACCAAGGACAGAUACCGUACCCAUAACCAGAAAAAAAUGAUGGAGGACUUUAUGGACAUGGUCCGGAGAACCAUGGGAUUGCAUGUCGUCAUCCUUACAGCCCAUGACCGAGGUGAGGGAAAAGCUCCUGGAACUACUGUCUGGGAGACUUCGCCACAAAAGGCCAAAAAACCUUUUACUCAGGCGACCAAAGACAAUCGGAAAUGGGCAGAACAUGCUCAAGAUCGUCUUGCCAACUGGCUUCUCGAAGGAGAAUAUGCCGAUGGAGAGGUUAGUGAUGGAGAGGAUGACAAUGAAAAUAAUCUCCCAGAUCUCACUGUUGAGGUCGAUGAUGAUGGUUAUCCUUGCCUACCCACAGGCUUUGUAUGUCUUAAGCUGAAGCACAGACAACAGCUUAUUUGGGCUGUCUUUCAAAAGGCCUAUGCUGUUAUUACCAACAAUCCUAGGGCUCUGGUGCCCUGGGGUGAGAUGUCGACCGAUCCCACUCACUACCUUGAUUCAGGAUGCAUUCCUGAGAAUGUUGUCAUCAGGGAUCCUUCCCACCUGCAAAAGGACACGAUCACUGCAAUCUACUCCCACUGGAAAGACCGUGCUAGUCAUGACAUGCCGAUUGUACGUUUUGUUGGAUAUAGGCAAGCUGAUUUCUAUGAUGCUCGCACUAAGAAAGGAGCUGCAAAGGGCAAGUCAAGGGCGAAGCCUGCCUAUGUUGAAGUCUCUUCAGAUGAGGAAGGACUCUUGAACAAGGUCACCAAUGGUAAAAGCUCUUCAGAUGAAGAUGACGUCGAGGUGGAGACUCUGACCAUUCCUGAGUCCAGCCCAAAAUACCAUCUUGCUAGGGACAUGGUCCCUUACCUCAAGUCUCUCUCUACUGUCCCUUCAUAUCAUCGUCUUCUUACUGCGGUUCAGAAGCUUCCGCAAAGAACAGAUUCAAAGUCAAGGAAACAGCAUCUUCCUGUCUGGGCUUCUUGGACAUGGUCUCAGGCAUAUCUGCCUCAAGACAUCCAUGAGGAUAUGAAAAUUGCCUCAGUCGCCCUGGAGCAUUUGAGUAGCUACCAGUUCGAUUCUCGUGGAUGGGGCAUGGUUGUGGCCCUGGGACUUGGACUCCUACUUCGUGAGUGUCGUCGUGCUCAGGAGUAUGAAGCCGACGAAGCUGGAGAUGAUGUACCUGACUACUUGGGUAACUCGAUCUUGGGCAUCCAGAUGGGCGACCAGAUUGAGGAAAAGGUUGUAGAGAUAGGGGCAGCAGUAGAAGCCAUGCUGAAAGAUGAGAGCCUGGGGUUGUCUGUUGUGAGGAAAGACAUUGAGAAGAGGCGUUCAGAGGAGAAAAGGAAGUUGAAGGAGAAAAGGAGAGUCGAGGAGGAGAAGAGGGCUGAGGAGGAGAAGAGGGCUAAGGAGGAGAAGAGGGCUGAGGAGGAGAAGAGGGCUGAGGAGGAGAAGAGGGUCGAGGAAGAAGAAAGAUUGGCUAAGAAAGCAAGCAAGGUGGACAAGAGGGUGAGGAAAUCCAAUGCUAAAGGGAAGGGUAAGAGGCCUGCUGCAGAUGUGGAGGAACCAACCAAGAAAAAGGUGAAAGCUUCCCCUCCUGAUCCACCUCGUCGUUCUGCCAGAGACAAAGCACCUCCAAAGAAGUACAAUGUCUGA
Molecule: messenger RNA, 2196 nt
Organism: Suillus fuscotomentosus
Lineage: Eukaryota; Fungi; Basidiomycota; Agaricomycetes; Boletales; Suillaceae
Exons: 7
Coding region: 1-2196 (731 amino acids)
Source: RefSeq, a predicted model, not a curated record